CGGCCCGCCACCGUCGGAACCCCACGGCUGGCACUCCAAUCUCCGCCGUGGGUGCCGCGUCCCCUCCCUCCGCCGCACCCGCCCUCGGGCCAGGCUCCUUCCUGGCCGGGACCCGGGGCCGCCUCCGCCCCGCCCGCGCCCGGCUCCUUUGCGCGAGGACGCGCGCGGCGCCGGCGGGCGAGAGGCGGGCGCGGCCGGGGAGGCGGCGCGCGCGCGCCCUGACAGCUCGGCCCUGCUCGCUCACUGGCUCGUCCCCGGCUUCCGAGCACAGCAUGGCGGUCAAGGUGCAGACAACCAGGAGAGGUGAUCCUCAUGAGUUAAGAAACAUAUUCCUACAGUAUGCCAGUACCGAGGUUGAUGGAGAACAUUACAUGACCCCAGAAGACUUUGUCCAGCGCUAUCUUGGACUGUAUAAUGACCCAAAUAGCAAUCCAAAGAUUGUGCAGCUUUUGGCAGGAGUAGCUGAUCAAACCAAGGAUGGGUUGAUCUCCUAUCAAGAGUUUUUGGCAUUUGAAUCUGUUUUAUGUGCUCCAGAUUCCAUGUUCAUAGUGGCUUUCCAAUUGUUUGACAAGAGUGGAAAUGGAGAGGUCACAUUUGAAAAUGUCAAAGAAAUUUUUGGACAGACUAUUAUUCAUCAUCAUAUCCCUUUUAACUGGGACUGUGAAUUUAUCCGACUGCAUUUUGGGCAUAAUCGGAAGAAGCAUCUUAACUACACAGAAUUCACCCAGUUUCUCCAGGAGCUACAGUUGGAACACGCAAGGCAAGCCUUUGCACUCAAAGACAAAAGCAAAAGCGGCCUGAUCUCUGGUCUGGACUUCAGGGACAUCAUGGUCACCAUCCGGUCUCACAUGCUUACUCCCUUUGUGGAGGAGAACUUAGUUUCAGCAGCUGGAGGAAGUAUCUCACAUCAGGUUAGCUUCUCCUACUUCAAUGCGUUUAACUCCUUACUGAAUAACAUGGAGCUUGUUCGUAAGAUAUAUAGCACUCUAGCUGGCACAAGGAAAGAUGUUGAAGUCACAAAGGAGGAAUUUGCCCAGAGUGCCAUACGCUAUGGACAAGUCACCCCACUAGAAAUUGAUAUCCUGUACCAGCUUGCAGACUUAUAUAAUGCCACAGGGCGCCUAACUUUGGCAGAUAUUGAGAGAAUAGCCCCAUUGGCUGAGGGGGCCUUACCUUACAACCUGGCGGAACUUCAGAGACAGCAAUCUCACGGUUUAGGCAGGCCUAUCUGGCUCCAGAUUGCCGAGUCUGCUUAUAGAUUCACUCUGGGUUCAGUGGCUGGAGCUGUAGGAGCCACUGCAGUAUAUCCUAUAGAUCUGGUGAAGACCCGCAUGCAAAACCAGCGUGGCAGUGGCUCUGUUGUUGGGGAGCUGAUGUACAAGAACAGUUUUGACUGUUUUAAGAAAGUCUUGCGUUAUGAGGGCUUCUUUGGACUCUACCGGGGUCUGAUACCACAACUUAUAGGGGUUGCCCCAGAAAAAGCCAUUAAACUGACUGUUAAUGAUUUUGUCCGAGACAAAUUCACCAAAAGAGAUGGCUCCAUUCCACUUCUAGCUGAAGUCCUUGCUGGAGGUUGUGCUGGCGGCUCUCAGGUCAUCUUUACUAACCCCCUGGAGAUAGUGAAGAUUCGCCUGCAGGUAGCAGGAGAGAUCACCACAGGACCCAGGGUCAGCGCCCUGAACGUGCUGAGGGACCUGGGACUUUUUGGUCUGUAUAAGGGUGCCAAAGCGUGUUUCCUCCGAGACAUUCCCUUCUCUGCGAUCUAUUUUCCUGUUUAUGCUCAUUGCAAGCUACUUCUGGCUGAUGAAAAUGGACACGUGGGAGGUGUGAAUCUCCUUGCAGCUGGAGCCAUGGCAGGUGUGCCUGCUGCUUCUUUGGUGACCCCGGCCGACGUCAUCAAGACAAGACUGCAAGUGGCUGCCCGUGCAGGCCAGACGACGUACAGUGGUGUCAUUGACUGUUUCAGGAAGAUUCUACGGGAAGAAGGGCCCUCCGCAUUUUGGAAAGGGACUGCAGCUCGAGUGUUUCGGUCCUCUCCCCAGUUUGGAGUUACUCUGGUCACCUACGAACUUCUCCAGCGGUGGUUUUACAUUGAUUUUGGAGGCCUCAAACCCUCUGGCUCAGAACCAACGCCUAAGUCACGCAUUGCAGACCUUCCUCCCGCUAAUCCUGAUCACAUCGGUGGAUACAGACUUGCCACAGCCACUUUUGCUGGUAUUGAAAACAAGUUUGGCCUUUAUCUCCCCAAAUUUAAAUCUCCUGGUGUCGCUGUGGUUCAACCCAAAGUGGCGGCCACAGUUCAGUGAUGAGGAGACCAUUGAGUGUGGCAAAAGGGCGCCCUGGAGAGAAGCCUAGGCCAGCAACUCCAGCCAGCUGCAUGGUGCUGGCUGAGCUGAGGAGUCAAACUUCUUUCUAUACGACAUAUACAUAUAUUUGUUUAUAAAGUAAUCAUUUGUCUGGGAAAAAAACCCAACAACAAAUGCAAUUUCAAGCUUUAGUCUUUUGUGUUGAAAUGUUUUCUAAGCCUUGGCCUGAAUUAGUGUUGUAGACUGCUAUGCACAGCUUGCACUUACAGCGACUGUACAUAUUGUACAUCUUUGUACAGAGACGUCUUGGCACCUCAUCCCAACAAAUCACAUUUACAGAAUGUAUUGCAGUUCUGAGUGGUUUGAAUGUACAGAAUGUUUUGAAAGUGUUUUAUUAAGAAUCACACAAAAAUAAAUGUAUUAAAAUUAAAUUCA
Molecule: messenger RNA, 2741 nt
Organism: Manis pentadactyla (Chinese pangolin)
Lineage: Eukaryota; Metazoa; Chordata; Mammalia; Pholidota; Manidae
Gene: SLC25A12
Product: solute carrier family 25 member 12
Exons: 18
Coding region: 273-2306 (677 amino acids)
Biological process (GO): malate-aspartate shuttle; L-glutamate transmembrane transport; aspartate transmembrane transport
Molecular function (GO): calcium ion binding; L-glutamate transmembrane transporter activity; L-aspartate transmembrane transporter activity
Source: RefSeq, a predicted model, not a curated record